AUGGGCCUUCUUGAUCACCCAUAGACCCCGUCCAGGUAAGUAUGGAGCAAUUGUCCUCCUCGACCCUUUUUAUCAUCUCCCUUCGCUCGCACUCGGCUUCACUCUGUCGAUGUGGGAUAUAACAACCACCACCGACUAAAACUCUAAAACCCAAAAAAGAACAGAAGAACACUCUCAGGGUGACAAGAGUCGUGGAAAGAUGAAGGAGCUACUGAGGUCGUUCACUAGGCUUGGAGGUGUUAGGGGUUAUAGCGCGGGGAGGAAGGACCUUCGGAUUAAGGGGGUUAAGCAUACCAUAGCCGUUGCUUCUGGUAAAGGGGGUGUGGGCAAGUCCACCACUGCAGUUAAUCUGGCUGUUGCACUUGCUAACAAGUGUCAAAUGAAGGUUGGCUUGCUUGAUGCUGAUGUAUAUGGACCAAAUGUUCCAAUCAUGAUGAAGCUCGACAAAAUGCCAGAAGUGAAUGAAGAUAAAAAAAUGGUUCCAAUUGAGAGCUAUGGAGUCAAGUGUAUGUCGAUGGGACUUCUUGUGGCCAAGGAUGCCUCACUUGUUUGGAGAGGUCCUAUGGUAUCAAGUGCUCUUGAACAAAUGACAAGGGGGGUUGACUGGGGAAAUCUUGAUGUUCUUGUGGUAGAUAUGCCCCCUGGGACUGGUGAUGCUCAUAUUACUGUAUCCCAAAGGCUGCAGUUAUCAGGUGCAUUAAUUGUUUCAACACCUCAAGAUGUUGCAUUAAUGGAUGCUCGGAGAGGAAUUAACAUGUUCUCUAAAGUCGAAGUUCCUAUUUUGGGAAUUGUAGAGAACAUGAGCUGUUUUAAAUGUCCAAACUGUGCUGAACGCUGGUUCAUUUUUGGGGAAGGAGGGUCUCGUAAGACGGCCGCUGAGAUGGGUGUGGAUUUUGCUGGCGAGAUACCAUUAGAAGUGGGGAUAAGACAAGGCUCCGACGACGGUGUCCCAAUAGUAAUAUCGGCACCUGAUUGUGAUGUCUCCAAAGCAUAUGUUGAUAUGGCUCAGAAAGUUGUUGACAGACUUGAGGAAUUGUCAAAGGAAGAACAAUCUCGUCCACAGUUUAACCUUUGAUUUUGUGCUGCCCACGUUAGCAGCUGAAUGAAACCUUUGCUACACAUUCAGCAGGGCAGUAGUGGCAGAUUCACUUGUGCAUGCGUGCUUUUUGUAAUUUUUCCUUAACAUUAUUAGAGCUGUCUUGACCUGCGAGUUAAGUAGGGAAAAUGCCAAGUCCUUUUUAGCCCUAGCGGUAAAGGGUGGGUGGACUUGGUUAUGGAAAUUUGUCGCAUUCUGCAAGUGACUUGUAGCUCAACUGAUUUAAAGUAGUAACUGUCCUACUCAAGAUCUUAUGUUCGAAUUCAUGACCUCCAAUAUCGCGUGUAUCAACAAUCAUGGUCAUGUUUGCAGUAGGUGCACCUGGAAACCCUAAUUGAAGUGUUUGUAGUAGGUACACUUCCCAAGAAGUCCUUAAGGUGCUGGAUAUUUUGAGGGUUAGAACCAAUUUGCAUGUAUUCUUCUUUUAGCUUUGCAAACUUGCGUUUCCAUCCAAUCUCUGUCAUGAUGACGACAGAAUAUGGUUCAUAUUUCCAACCCCCCUGAAUAGGGAAGCUUUAGAACAUGCAUCUAAAAUUUGGACCUCUAAUAGUGGACCUAUCUUUUAAAUGGAUUAUUAAAGAACAAGUCAACCA
Messenger RNA from Prunus dulcis (almond), 1689 nucleotides. Its product is annotated as iron-sulfur protein NUBPL. The record is from RefSeq and is a predicted model, not a curated record. Lineage: Eukaryota; Viridiplantae; Streptophyta; Magnoliopsida; Rosales; Rosaceae. Bases 200 to 1075 code for a protein of 291 amino acids. Gene Ontology annotation, biological process: iron-sulfur cluster assembly; mitochondrial respiratory chain complex I assembly. Gene Ontology annotation, cellular component: mitochondrion. Gene Ontology annotation, molecular function: ATP binding; 4 iron, 4 sulfur cluster binding; ATP-dependent FeS chaperone activity. The transcript has 8 exons.